UGGAGUCGAAGCGAGGCCAACACGUAGUGGCGACGGUGGGAAGCUAUGGUGGCGUGGACGCUACGACCUGCGGCGGCGGGCAGGGCCAUCCGGCGAGCCGCGUACCACUCCGACGGCGCCCCUCCUCCCCGCAAGCUCCGGGGCCCCCGCUUCAGCUCUUUCAAUAGGAACAACCAUGAGAUCGAUGCGUUGCUUGAGGAAGUCAAGAAUACACCGGUUAACAUGAUCACCGAUGACCUAAUGAUCCGAACCGUGCGGCAUUCUUUUCUGGCUCGUCAGGAGAUUCUGUAUCAAAAUGUUCUGCGAUCAUGGGUGGUUGUGGCAGCGGUACUCACAGGGUAUAGCUGGGGGUACAACAAAUUUGCUGAAAGUUCUACUGUCGGAUCUGAACCACCAAAAGAACAUGAGGGGAAGUAGAAGACUUGACGAUUGUUUUUGCUCUUUACGGAAGACUGAGUGUUUGGGAUAAAAUGCAGUGAAUUGUGCCUCAGAAACUCGCUUGUAAAUUGGUCAAUUUCUGUUAACUGACUAUCCUGUAAGACAGGGCUUGGGCGACCAAUCUUGCUCCGCCUUUUACAAUCUCCAGCUGGUUUGGGGUGUUUCAUGCUCUAGAUAGGCUGCUGCUGGUCGAUAAUCAACGGAUGCUCUUUCUUUUUA
Oryza sativa Japonica Group (Japanese rice) is the source of this 657-nucleotide messenger RNA. RefSeq lists its product as uncharacterized. NCBI's taxonomy places the organism in Eukaryota, Viridiplantae, Streptophyta, Magnoliopsida, Poales, Poaceae. The record is from RefSeq and is a predicted model, not a curated record.